This is a messenger RNA of Ipomoea triloba (trilobed morning glory), 1488 nucleotides long. RefSeq lists its product as uncharacterized. Bases 218 to 1225 code for a protein of 335 amino acids. The transcript is spliced from 2 exons. The record is from RefSeq and is a predicted model, not a curated record. NCBI's taxonomy places the organism in Eukaryota, Viridiplantae, Streptophyta, Magnoliopsida, Solanales, Convolvulaceae.
CCUCUGAAAACCGAAUCUUCCAGAAGCAGUCAAAGAUCCGCAGUUUUAGUCCGAAAAUCGGCACGGCUGCACCGCCUUCCGGGUCGAACAAGGCUGUCGGGAUUUUGCUCCGUCGAGCUUCGUUUCAAUCGGCGGCUCUUCUACUCCGCCCAGCUGUAACUGCUUAUCGAGAUAAUUACAGCCAUAUCCUUAGUCACUGGACUUUGUUUAUGGAAGCAUGGCAUCUGUAGCAUGCUCUUCAAUUACUAGAUUGGUAUUUACUCCUCCCCACGUGCGACAUAAACACCAGAAUUUUGUGAAGUUCAACAGUAUAGUCAAUGGAGGAGCCUUUACUGGGAUGCGCAUUAAACGGCUGCCUGUUUGCUGCUCAAAUCCUUCUCCAUGGGAACCUGCACCUAUCACGUAUGCUCUUAAAGAUGAUACUGAAACUAAAUUCCUGCAGGGAACCGGCAAUUUAUUUGACACUGUGAUUUCCAAUGAAACAGAAGAAGCCUCAUUAACCAAUACCAAUGAGGUUACAGAUGUGAAUAGCAAGCCAGUUGUGAAGUUCCAGUACAUUAGAUGGCUUAUGUGGCUAAUUGGUCCUGCCCUACUUUUAGCCACAGGCAUGGUACCCACUUUAUGGCUACCCAUUUCAUCAGUUUUCCUUGGUCCCAACAUAGCCAGCCUCCUUUCUUUGACGGGGCUUGACUGCAUUUACAAUCUUGGAGCUCACCUCUUUCUCCUACUUGCUGAUUCAUGUGCUCGACGACAAAAUCCACCUCAAGAUUGCAGCAACAAGCCUCCUUUAACUUAUUGCUUCUGGAACAUGGUUGCAAAUGCCGUGGGCUUUAUAAUCCCCCUGGCAGUUAUGUUCGGCUCUCAAAAGGGUGUCGUUCAGCCUCAUCUGCCAUUCAUUCCUUCUGCAGUUCUCUUGGGUCCCUAUCUCCUGCUUCUGUCAAUUCAGAUACUCACAGAGCUACUGACAUGGCAUUGGCAGUCCCCGGUAUGGUUGGUGACGCCUGUCGUCUAUGAAGGCUACCGUUUGUUGCAGUUGAUGCGGGGUCUGAAGCUCGGUGCAGAGCUGAGCGUGCCAUCAUGGAUGCUGCAUACAAUUAGGGGUCUGGUGUGUUGGUGGGUACUGAUCCUCGGCGUUCAGCUCAUGGCAAUCGCUUGGUAUGCCGGUUUCACUGCUAGAGCCAAUCAACAAAAGUCGCACAGCCUACCCGAUGGCAACCAGCCUUGAUUGAUGGAAUUAAACUCUGUUACAGGUCUUGUAUGGUGACAUGUGAAUGUAAAGAUCAGUUGAUAUAGGUUCUAUAUAUACACCAUUUUACAAGAUGUUUUCUGCUCCUGCUUUUGAGGAAUACAUAUACUAAAGUGAUUUGUUUCUUAUAAACGCACUGUGUUCAGUCAUCAGGCUGUCAUUUAUAUUUUUACAGUGAAGUAGUAAAGAUGGUUCCAAGUUCGAACUUUAUGAAAGAAGUUGCAGGUAGAUUCAAUUGUUCA